CCUUGCUUUGGGAAUUGUUGACAGUUCAAAGGACACCCGAGUGGGGAGAGCCUCCGUGGACAAGGACGAGCGAGAGCCCCGUAGAAAGAAGGCAGAUGGUCUCUCACAUCCCCUCCAGACUUGGAUGACCAAGGAUUCCUAAAACAUUAAACCUCCUGGUACAGAGGGCAGAGAGCGAUGCCAGUCACAAAAGGGCUCUCCGCUCUCCAACGUGUCUGCUCCAGCGGCCGCCUAGCUCUGGCCCUGCUGGUAUUUAUCGGUCUGAUUGGGGUCUUGACGGUCGUAUUUGGCAUCACAGGCCACAGAGCUGGCAGCGAUCUGAAGAGGAUGGAGGCGGCUCUCCAGAGGGUCAAUCGCUCAGUCUCCACGGAGACGGCCGCCCUGAGGCAGAAGGAGACAGAGGACUUGAAGAAACUAGUCAAGUUGGACCAGGCAGUGAAACACCUGACCGAAGCAAUGGACAAAGUGAAGACUGAGGUCCAGGGCAAAAUUGUCACACUGCGGAACACCCUUCGGACUGUGAAUUGUGACGUGCAGGACAUUAAGCACAACCGAACAGCUAGCAAAGCAGCCUGCUGCCCUGCGGGGUGGGAUUCCUUCAGCAGGAGCUGCUACUGGGUCUCCAAAGCAGAGAAGCCCUGGGAGGAAGCCAAAGUGGACUGUGAAGACCGCGACGCUCACCUGGCCACCAUCACCUCCUACCUCGAGCAACAAUUUGUGGCCCAGCGCACAAAGCCUCGGUAUGCAUGGAUUGGCCUGACCAACACCGGCGCGGGCUGGCAGUGGGUGGAUGGGGCUUCCUACACCGUUCGCAGAAUAGACUGGAAACCUGGACAGCCCUAUUCUCACAGACUAGGGGAGCAGCGGACAUGCGCCCACCUUCACCGGGACGGGCUGUGGAACGAAGAGCAUUGCUCACGCCGAUACAACUGGGUGUGUGAGAUAGACCUCAAGGGCUGAACGUGGCCGAGGCAUGGUCCGGAGGCGCCAACAGGGAAGGGCAGGGAAGAAAGGGCUGGUGUGAGGUCAAUGGACCUGAGAUAUCACAAGCAAAUAAAUGUCUGACGACACGGCA
Molecule: messenger RNA, 1075 nt
Organism: Eublepharis macularius
Lineage: Eukaryota; Metazoa; Chordata; Lepidosauria; Squamata; Eublepharidae
Product: asialoglycoprotein receptor 1-like
Exons: 9
Coding region: 178-960 (260 amino acids)
Source: RefSeq, a predicted model, not a curated record